AUGGCGCCUGCCUGCCACCUCGCGACGGCGACGAUGGCCGCCGUCGUCGCGUUCCUCCUGCUCGCCGGCGGCCGGGGCGCCGAGGCGGAGGCGGACACGAUAGGCUGCCGCAUCGCGCGGUUCGCGUUCGGCGCCUGCACCGGCUACGUCGCCGGCCGCGAGGGCGCCGAGGUCACUCCCCGCUGCUGCAAGGGGCUCGGCAUCAUCAAGGACUUGGCGACCACUGCGGAGCAGCGGCGGGAGCUCUGCGAGUGCGUGCACUUGGUCAUGAUCGCCGGCGGCCGGGUGAUCCCCCGCCGCGGCCAGCUCCUCCGCACCGCGUGCGGCUUCAGCGUCGACUUCCUCCCGACCAACUUCUACUUCAACUGCUCCCGCCUCCCGGAUCUGUGGCCUGAUUAA
Messenger RNA from Aegilops tauschii subsp. strangulata, 399 nucleotides. RefSeq names its product non-specific lipid-transfer protein 1-like. Gene Ontology annotation, molecular function: lipid binding. Gene Ontology annotation, biological process: lipid transport. The record is from RefSeq and is a predicted model, not a curated record. NCBI's taxonomy places the organism in Eukaryota, Viridiplantae, Streptophyta, Magnoliopsida, Poales, Poaceae.